UGACAUCACUGUUUUUAAGGUAAAAUUUUUAAUCAAAACAUGUUCCGAGUCAAAACAUAACCGCAUUUACAUUGGAAAAUGUAAAAUCUGCAAAUUUGGUCUAAAAGAUUCCAACAUUACAAGAAAGUGUAUUUUAUUUAAAAAGUCAGUCGUAUUCUUGAUCAUGGAAUUUGAGUGCAGGCUCUGCCCAUCAACAUCAAGUUUAAUAUCGUUAUUUGGUGGAAAAGAGAAGAAAUAUCGACAGCUAUUGAAUGAAAUCCUUUUUGAGACUGUGGGAGUAAAAGUUAAGGAAGAAGACAGUUAUUCAAAGUGCCUGUGUUGUUUGUGUGUCAUUAAAAUAUUUAAUUUUUAUAAGUUUAAGACACUAUGCUUAAGGAAAGAAUCAAUAAUAAGGGGUGUGUCGAAAAAUAAAAAGGUAAUAAGCCUUAAAAACAGUGAAAGUGAAAGAAAUGACCGUAUUCAAGAGUUACAAGAUUGGAUUGUAAGAAAGAGAAAUAAAUGCUUAGAAAAUGUAAACCAAACCAUAGACAAAGAAAAAACCAUCACAAAAAAUGCAACGAUAACAAACAGUGAAACUCAAACAAAAGCAAGUGAAAUUAUAGAAAAUUCUACUCAAACAUUAUAUGUCGAAUUUACUGAUGGUGAAUCUCAAACAAUUUGCGAAUGUGUUGAAAAUGGUACUCAAACAAAUAACACAGUUAGUGAGCAAACAACACAAACCGAAAUAUGCUACCAGGCUUUUGACUACCAACCAGGUGAUAAAACAAAGGAAGCAAAUACUCUAUCAGAUACAACAGACGUAACAACAGAUUCAGCUUAUGAUUCUGACUUGCAAGUAUGUUUGGAAAAACAACAGAAAAGUAACUCAAAUAAGGAUGAAGCAGCUUUUUUAAGUAAUGACAACAUUAUUAACAAUCCUAUGGUAUUAACAAAACAGAAAAGCAUUAUUGUUUGCAAAAUAUGCAGCAAAGUUUUAAACAACAACAUUCAAUACAAAAACCAUUUAAAAGUUCACAUGAGAUGCAACUUUUGCAACAAAAAGUUCCCUUCUGCGGCAAAACUGGAAACGCAUGAAUGUGAGAAAAAAAUUAAAAUGAAACAUCCAACUGUGAUAUUGGCAAGAGUUGAUUAUCAUCCAGAGUACCAAAAAUACUGCAUGACUCCAAAAGUUGAGGAAAAUAAACCAAGAAAAUUAAUUAGGAGUAAGUCACUGUCUUGUCUAGAUAGCUUACAGGCUAACUCUGAAACGGUAUUGGACAUUUGUUUCUUAAAAACUGUCACUACUGGUAAAUCAAAAGCAACCCAAACAUUACCAAUACACGACUUAAACAAUCUAUCAACAUCCACAAUGAAUCAUCACAAGAAAAAAAAGGUUUAAGGCCACUUUUUAUUAAAUUUGGCCUGCAACAGGCUAGCUUUACGUGUUUUUUAAAUAAUAAGUAAACAGGUAUUGUUUCU
Molecule: messenger RNA, 1458 nt
Organism: Brassicogethes aeneus
Lineage: Eukaryota; Metazoa; Arthropoda; Insecta; Coleoptera; Nitidulidae
Source: the annotation of a GenBank genome assembly